UCACUUGAUAGCCUUAAAUUUUGAUUUGAACUGUUAUAAAUAUAUUUUUUUGCGUAAUUAACUCAUUUAUUUUUCACUUAUGUCGAUACUAUUACUAGUCUUAAGAUAUAUUCAGAUAUAAAGCAAUAUAUAAAAUAACAUUACAGUACAUAUUUAUUUGAAUAAUAAUAAUAAAGAUAUAGGUUAUAAACUUUUGUUAUUUUUACAAUGGACUUGUCAAAAAUUCCAAAUGACAGGAAAUUAUACCUUUGCAAAUGGUAUUUUCGAGCUGGAUUUGCUCUUCUACCAUUUCUAUGGGCUGUAAACGCUAUUUGGUUUGUUAAAGAAGCUUUUCUCGUUCAGCAAUAUGAAGAACAAAAACAGAUAAAAAAAUACGUAAUAUUUUCUGCAGUUGGAGCAACUAUAUGGUCAGCUGCUCUUAUAGCAUGGAUUAUUAUAUUUCAAACGCAAAGAGCAGCAUGGGGUGAGGUAGCUGAUUCUAUCAGUUACAUAAUUCCAGCAGGCAUUCCUUAAUGUUGUGAUACAAUUAUCUUUAGUUAAUUCAUAAUAAAUAAUUAUUAUGUGUUUUUAAUGAAGAA
This is a messenger RNA of Osmia lignaria (orchard mason bee), 578 nucleotides long. RefSeq names its product presenilin enhancer, gamma-secretase subunit (gene pen-2). The record is from RefSeq and is a predicted model, not a curated record. Lineage: Eukaryota; Metazoa; Arthropoda; Insecta; Hymenoptera; Megachilidae. Gene Ontology annotation, cellular component: gamma-secretase complex. Gene Ontology annotation, biological process: Notch receptor processing.